Molecule: messenger RNA, 1491 nt
Organism: Trifolium pratense (red clover)
Lineage: Eukaryota; Viridiplantae; Streptophyta; Magnoliopsida; Fabales; Fabaceae
Exons: 3
Coding region: 1-1491 (496 amino acids)
Source: RefSeq, a predicted model, not a curated record
AUGGAUGGGAAGACCCCCAGUCGAGUUCAUUCCUCAUUGGGUAUAGGGUCUUGUUUGAUCGUUCCUCUCCAGUUCGUCCCUGGAUUGAAUCCCGACCCCAAGCAGCAAGUGACGUUUUUACGAUCUAAUCCACCCGCGUCACUCUUAAAGAUCCCCGGUGGAGUUAUUGAUUCCCAAUUCCUAACAAGUGGCAGUCCCUUUAGCGGGAACAACUUGUAUUUGUUACCCUCAGUAAAGGGAGAAUUGAAACCCUUUAUUCUUUGUAUCCAGGAGACGAAAUUGCAAAAUCUCGAUGACUUUCUUUGUAAGACUCUCUGGGGCAGCUCUCCUCACGGGUUUUCUUACCGCCCAUCAAUUGGGGCGUCAGGAGGGCUUUUAACUUUGUGGGAAUCUUCUGAGGUGGAGGUUUGGUCGACUGAAAGCCGUGAGCAUGUUUUGUGGUGUCAUGGUCGGUUUCUUAGGACCAGGGAUGAGUUUCAUGUGGCAAAUGUCUAUGCGCCUUGCGAUGAUGGGGCUAAGCAAGGGUUGUGGGAUUAUUUCUCGGUGCGUCUCGACUCGUUGGUAGGGAAGAAGGUGUGUGUGUGCAGGGAUUUUAACGCUAUCAAACACAUUGAUGAAAGAAGGUCGGUUAGGGACGGGCAUCGAUCCUUGAAUCAUAUCCCUUUUAAUCGAUUUAUCGAAGAUAAUUCUCUGAUUGAUCUUUCCUUAAUUGGACGUAAGUUUACUUGGUUCAAAGGGGACGGUGUUUCGAUGAGCCGUCUUGACAGGUUUCUUUUAUCUGAGGAGUGGUGCUUGUCUUGGCCUAUCUGCAAGCAAGCAGCCAAGUUACGGGGGUUGUCUGACCAUUGUCCUCUGAUCUUGUCUGCGAACAAGGAAGAUUGGGGACCUCGUCCGUCGAGGAUCCUUAAGUGUUGGAAGGAUAUACCCGGUUAUAAUGCGUUUGUCAGAGAAAAGUGGAAUUCGUUUCAGGUUGAUGGCUGGGGUGGUUAUAUGCUCAAGGAAAAACUCAAGAUGAUUAAGGUGGCUCUGAGAGAUUGGCACAUGGCUCAUGCUCAAAAUCUUCCUAGUCGCAUUGAAUCUUUGAAGUUUAGGCUGUCAGCCCUCGAUGAGAAGGGGGAGGAAGAUGCUCUUUCUGAGGCGGAGUCAGCCGAGCUUCAUGGGGUUUCGUAUGAUAUUCAUUCGCUGUCUAAGCUGCAUGCCAGCAUCAGUUGGCAACAAUCUCGGUCGUUGUGGCUUAAGGAAGGGGACGCUAACUCUAAGUACUUUCAUUCGGUUUUGGCAAGUCGCCGCCGUAGGAAUGCUAUAUCCGUUAUUCAGGUUGAUGGUGUUACGUUGGAGGGGGUGAUUCCAAUUAGGCAGACGGUGUUUUCGCAUUUUGAGUCUCACUUUAAGGCACCUAAUGUGGAGAGGCCGGGGGUUGACGACCUUCAAUUUAAGCGGUUGAACCAGGUGGAGAUUGGAGGUUUAAUCAAACCUUUUUACGGAGGCUAA